AUGUUGACUAGCAAGAUUCUGAUUGUAUAUUCGAAGCGUUAUGGACGAGGGAUAGGGCAGGUAGAUAGCGAGAUUGCUUUAAUUAAUGAUUAUGCUUCAGAACAAAGUUUAAAAUUAUUAAGUGAAAAUUCUCAUUGGAAUGCAGACGGUACUUUUCGCACUGCGCCAUCAUUAUUUACUCAAGCAUAUUAUAUUCAUGUUUGGGACGAAUUUAGCAUGAAAGCAGUAGUAUAUUCAUGUUGUGAAGACAAAACCGAAGAAGGUUAUCGUCAUUUAUUUACAUCAUUAGUUACUUAUGCAAAUACAAAAAACAUUACAUUAAAUCCAUCAUCAGUUUUAAUAGAUUUUGAACAAGGUGCAAUUAAUGCAAUUAAUUAUGUAUUUCCACAAGCAUUAGUAAAAGGCUGUCAUUUUCAUUUUGCUCAAAAUGUUUGGAAGAAAUUAAAGAAGUAUGGAUUAGUUAAGUUAUCGAAAGAAGAAAAUAUACGUCGUGGAAUAGCAAACAUCAUCAGUUUACCAUUAAUACCUCCCAAUGAAAUUAAUAAUUGUAUGGAAAGAAUUAUCGAUAAAUUAAGCAAUAUUAAUUCAAAAUUUGAUAGAUUAACUGAUUACGUUAUAAAUAAUUACAUUGAUGAAGGAAGAUUUCCUGUUGAUAUGUGGAAUCAUUUCGAUAAUAUAGGUGAACGACCACGUACCAAUAAUCAUUUAGAAGGUUUUCAUCGACAAUUAAAUGCGAGAGUUAGAACACAUCCUGAUUUAUGGACAUGGAUUAAUGACGUUAAAUCAACAGAAGAAGCUGUGAUGUGCCGUUACGAACAAGAGCAAGCUCAAAAACGUACAACACGACCAAGAAAAGGAAGAUACAUACAUGAUGAUACUAAACUUAUAUUAGCAAAACAAAAUAUAUUCAAAAAUACUGAUCGUGGUGCCAUAGAAAAUAAAAUUGUUGCUUAUUGCGACGAGUUUGGUUUUAUUGGAAAAUAA
This is a messenger RNA of Didymodactylos carnosus, 984 nucleotides long. NCBI's taxonomy places the organism in Eukaryota, Metazoa, Rotifera, Eurotatoria, Philodinida, Philodinidae. The record is from the annotation of a GenBank genome assembly.